Molecule: messenger RNA, 1578 nt
Organism: Phaeoacremonium minimum UCRPA7
Lineage: Eukaryota; Fungi; Ascomycota; Sordariomycetes; Togniniales; Togniniaceae
Product: putative acetyl- hydrolase protein
Exons: 4
Coding region: 1-1578 (525 amino acids)
Biological process (GO): acetate metabolic process
Cellular component (GO): mitochondrion
Molecular function (GO): acetyl-CoA hydrolase activity; acetate CoA-transferase activity
Source: RefSeq, a predicted model, not a curated record
AUGGCCGCGCCAAUUGCCUCACAGGCGCUCAAGGCGCGCAUCAAGCGUCCCUCGAUGCUCAGCAAGCUCUGCCACCCCGAGGACAUGCUCAAGCACUUCCCCAAUGGCUCCUACAUCGGCUGGUCGGGCUUCACAGGUGUCGGAUACCCAAAGAAGAUGCCGACCUACCUAGCCGACCACGUCGAGAAGAACAACCUCCAGAGCCAGCUGAAAUACACGCUAUUCGUUGGAGCCUCGUCCGGCGCCGAGACAGAGAACAGAUGGGCGGCUUUGGACAUGAUCGAGCGCCGGAGUCCUCAUCAGGUCGGCAAGGCGAUCUCGAAGGGAAUUAAUGAGGGCCGGAUCAAGUUCUUCGACAAGCACUUGUCCAUGUUCCCCGUCGAUCUUGUCUACGGCUUCUACACGAAAGACAGGCCGAACAACAAGCUUGAUGUGGUGGUGGUAGAAGCGACAGACAUCAUGGAGGAUGGCAGCAUCGUUCCAGGUGCGUCAGUAGGCGCAACUCCGGAACUGAUUCAGUUGGCAGACAAAAUCAUCAUUGAGGUGAACACGUCUUUGCCCAGCUUCGAGGGGUUGCACGACAUCACAAUGACGGAUCUCCCACCCAACCGAAAACCCUACCUAAUCAUGUCGGUGGAGGAUCGGAUAGGACGGACAUCAAUUCCCAUUGACCCCGAGAAGGUUGUGGGCAUUAUCGAAUCAGACUACCAGGAUCACACGCUCCCGAACUCGCCCGCCGAUGCAGGUUCGAAAGCAAUUGCAGGUCAUCUAAUCGAGUUCUUCGAGCACGAGGUCAAGCACGGCCGAUUGCCAAAGUCGCUGCUCCCUCUUCAGUCUGGUAUCGGAAACAUCGCAAACGCUGUCAUCGGAGGACUCCAGGACUCCAACUUCUCCAAUCUCAAGGUCUGGACCGAAGUCAUCCAGGACACAUUCCUCGACCUCUUUGACUCCGGCAAGCUCGACUUCGCAACUGCCACCUCCGUCCGCUUCUCCCCCGAGGGCUUCAAGCGAUUCUACGACAACUGGGACAGCUACCGCGACAAGCUCCUGCUGCGCUCUCAGCAGGUCUCCAACUCACCCGAGAUCAUCCGCCGCCUGGGCGUCAUCGGCAUGAACACGCCCGUCGAGGUCGACAUCUACGCGCACGCCAACAGCACCUGCGUCAUGGGCAGCCGCAUGCUCAACGGACUGGGCGGCUCGGCCGACUUCCUGCGCAGCUCCAAGUACAGCAUCAUGCACACGCCCAGCACGCGGCCCAGCAAGACCGACCCCCACGGCGUCAGCUGCAUCGUGCCCAUGUGCACGCACAUCGACCAGACCGAGCACGACCUCGACGUUAUCGUCACCGAGGUCGGCCUGGCGGACGUGCGGGGCCUGAGCCCGCGCGAGCGUGCUCGUGUGAUUAUUGACAAGUGCGCGCACGAGGUCUACAGGCCGAUCUUGAAGGAGUACUUCGAGAAGGCCGAGUUUGAGUGCCUGAGGAAGGGAAUGGGCCACGAGCCCCAUCUGUUGUUUAACACCUUUGACAUGCACAAGGCGCUGCUGGAGGAGGGCAGCAUGGCCAAGGUGAAGUGGUAG